Messenger RNA from Drosophila gunungcola (fruit fly), 2703 nucleotides. RefSeq names its product GPI ethanolamine phosphate transferase 1. The transcript is spliced from 2 exons. Gene Ontology annotation, biological process: GPI anchor biosynthetic process. Lineage: Eukaryota; Metazoa; Arthropoda; Insecta; Diptera; Drosophilidae. Gene Ontology annotation, molecular function: mannose-ethanolamine phosphotransferase activity. The coding region runs from base 170 to 2689 and encodes 839 amino acids. The record is from RefSeq and is a predicted model, not a curated record. Gene Ontology annotation, cellular component: endoplasmic reticulum membrane.
AAAAUUUAAAAAAGCGGUUUCUAAGCAAUAGAUAUUAGUAUUGCCUUUGAGUUUUAGAGAACACGCUAGCCAGAAAUCAGCAUACCUUAGAUAAAUUUUGACAGCGAUUGCAGAGUGGGAAGUCGAAAGAGUUGUAAUAAUCUGUCAAGGAAGUUCGAUUUCUAGAACAAUGCUGGAUACCUAUCAGGGUUUUGCGCUGCUCCAGCUGCUUCUGUUGUUUUCAGUUGUCUUGAUCUGCCUGCGAUCGACAUGCCCGGGCAGCUUGGAACCACAGAAAUUGGAACCGCUGAAGGAGCCACCGCCGGCAGACCGCCUGGUGGUUCUGGUGAGAGAUGGCCUGUCCGCCCAGACUUUCUUAGCCAACCGCUGCCGGAACGUGCCGCUGCUGCGGGACCUCUUUGUGCACCAAGGUCUGGUGGGGAUCAGUCGUCCGGAGACCACUACCUACCACCCGAUGUCCCCAUACGUCUCACUGUUCUCCGGCCUUAAUGAGGAUGCGGCUUUGGUGGCUCGUGGCUGGCUGCGUAAACCAAACGCUCAUGACUCAAUAUUCAAUCGAAGUGACCAAAGUUUUGCCUGGACCACGUCGGAGAUACUUUCGCGUUUUCCCCAAAUUGACAGAGCCACGGCAAUGAAUUUUGAAAACGUUGAUGCAGACGUUACCAAAUCCUGUUCAGAUAUGGAAGACUCCGUUUGUCGGUCUGUUGAGAGGUUUCUAAAUGGGGCACCCCAGCACUUGUUGAACUCGACGGGAGUCAUCUUCUUUGUCCAUAUGAGCGGUGUGGAACCAUCUUGCGAAAGCCUUCAACUGAUUCAGGAAAAUGUGUGGAAGCUGUACCAGCGGUUUGAAAAGUCGUUUCCCGACCAAAGAACAGCUUACCUAUUCACCUCCAGUCUUGGCGAUCCACAAAUUAAAAGCGAUUGCAGUUUGGCAGUUGAGUCGCCUUUCUUCCUUUGGGGUUCUGGAGUGGCUCAUGUAAAAUCCCUGCCAGGUCGGAGUUUUGUGGCCAACGACACGGGUUAUAGGCUGCCCCUGCAUGUCCUGAACCCACCUCAUCUUACAGCACUUAUGAGCGCUCUGCUAGGGCUCUCACCGCCAGUCAACAGUCGCGGAAUGCUACCUCGGGGAAUGCUCAACUCCAGUGUGCGUUAUGAGGCCAAUGCCAUGCUGACCAAUGCCAAACAGCUCCUGGCCCAAGCUCGCCGGCUAAGGGAGCUCCAUCCCAAAAGCAUGCCUGCCUUUUGGCUUGAUUUCCACAUGAUGGACAGCUUUUUGAGGACUGCUGAAGCCCUCAAGAGGCAACACCGAUUCAAGGCUCUUCUGGAAUACAGCUGCAACUUUAUGCCGGUGGUGAUCAAGGCAGUGGAUUACUUUAAGGACUCGUAUCGUCAAAUUUUAGUCUUUGCGGUAAGUUUUGCUGGAAUCGGCUGGCUAUAUUGUCUACGCUGCCAUCUAGCCGUUGGGCGAAAGUGCAGAAACCACAUGGAAAUCCAGGAGGUGAGCUCUGCUAAGCGGUUGGCGUUCCUCAGGGGACUCCAUCGAUUGUUGACCGGCUUGCUGGUGAUUUAUAUGCUGCUCGAAAGGAUUCCAUGGCUGGUGCAGGCUAUCCUACUAAUGCCUUCGCUCUAUUGGAGAUUGACCCUAAAGAUUGUGGGCGAGAGGCCUAAGAAGGUGGGCUGGAAGAGUUUGACUUCGUCCGCUUUACUGACACUGAUUUGUCUGAGUGGCUUCGUCAGGCGUUACAACAUGGCCGUGGGCUAUGCUGGAUUUGCUAUUUAUACAAACAGAGAUGCCUUUCGCAAGCGAGGACUGCAAUUCUACCUGUGGCUACUCCUACUCAUGGGACUCACCUGUGUAGCUGCACUGCCGGAAUCGCUGGGCUGCUCGCAGCCUAGAGCUCUGAUGUUCAGUAUCCUGCUUACGCUACUACGUCCUUUGGCCUGUGGUGUGUACUUUAAUCUCCAGACCUGGCUAAGCAAUAUCCUCGUGCUCCUCGCUGCCUUUGAGUUCAUCCUAGUGGGCUGGCAUCCCUGGGCCACUUACAUGGUCUCCUGGAUCUAUCUGGGUUAUGUGGCCUUCUGGCAGCGACGGAACAUGCAAGCCAGCGAUCUGGCGUUCUUCAAUCUGGGUACCCUUUACGCCCUCACCUGCACCUCUUAUGAAGCGGUGGUCAUCCAAAUGCUGGGCAUGGAACUGCAACUGGGACUGAGGAUGAAGCUGGAGAGGAACGAGGAAAUGGGAGCAAAGACUGCCGCCCAUUACAUACUGGUGUACAGCUGGUACUCCCUCUUCGCCAUUGGCAGCAUUCCAGCCUUUGAUGACUUCCUGGAUAUAAUACACGAAACCUGUUUAGGAUACCUAUCACUGACCUAUGGUCUGGUGAUGGUAAUGAAACUGCUGCUACCCUGGCUGCUGGUGCUCUGCAUCCUGGUGGGAAGCUACAAGGAUCUUGGUUCACACGAGCGUCAGAUCUUCGUGAGGUUGCUGCUCAUAAGUAGUGCCAUGUCGCUAAUUCUUCUGCAUCGGCUCACCGGCGUUGGACCCUGGAGGGAAAUCUUAGGCAGAUUCGCGGAGUUUGCGGUGGUCCAGGUCUUCCCACUAAUCUGGUUGCUGAUGUGGCGAUUGGCGCAACUUAAAGUAGGAUGCAAGUGGAUGUCCCAGCUCCCCGAAAGAGUUACUGUUCGUUAAAAAAAUAUCUUUAA